Zophobas morio is the source of this 1344-nucleotide messenger RNA. RefSeq lists its product as uncharacterized. The record is from RefSeq and is a predicted model, not a curated record. NCBI's taxonomy places the organism in Eukaryota, Metazoa, Arthropoda, Insecta, Coleoptera, Tenebrionidae. The transcript has 7 exons. The coding region runs from base 1 to 1263 and encodes 420 amino acids.
AUGCUAAUUGUUACAGACGAGCGGGUUGGCAAAGUCAAAGAUGAAGCUGCCGGUGUCGUGGAAGGGCUUCUAGACUUCGGUAGAACUCGAAUUCGCAAAGGUCUCCGCCUAACAGGUCUCCAAGAGAGCCCUCCAGAAGAUGCAAUUAAACCUAUCUCUCAGAAAAAGCAAAUAACUAAAAUGAUUCGCGUCAAAUCACAAGAUAAGGUUGAUGAUUUUGAAACCACAUGGAUCAACCCAUUACAGGAAGAACCACCGAAAACAGAACCAGUGAAACCCGAAACUGUCCCCAAAAUACCUUCUAUAACGACUCAUGAAGAAGGUAGUCCGGAACCCGAGUACGAAGAGACGGCUGACCUAGCUACAAGUAUAGCCAAACUUCGGUCCUUGCUUGAACAGAAGUCGUCGGAAUCUAAUAUGUCGACGCCGGCUUUGAGUCCUAUGCCACCGGAUGAUCUCUCUAAUAAAAUUUUAUUGGAAUCGGAAGAUGCCGAUGAAACUGAUGGUGUGAUGCCCAGUUUUUAUAAAUUUUGUGCUAAAACGGCAACGGGAGUUAUUCAUAAUACUCUAAACACGAUCAAAACUGCGCUUCCGGGUAAUGUUGCGGAUUGUGAUAGGUACGAUGGAGCAGAAAGAUGGUUAUUUGCAGAAGCCAAUGCCACGGAGGGUGAUCUCUUUGUGCGAAUGUCGAAACUUCUCUGUGAGAGGAAAGUAUUUUGCACAGUUGACACAGCUUAUGAAGCCAUCGAUUCGCUAGGAUCGUUGCAAGAUGGUGACAAACUACGACAGUCCAAUAUUCAAUUUGAAGAUGAAUUAGACGACUUUGAAGUCAAAUUGCCUGUCACUAAAGCUCUAUUGGAUAUUUUAUGUGAGCUGUUAGCAGACACCAAAGAUACGUCGUUAACCCAAGAACCUGUAAUAAAAUCGGUUUUAUUGCUUUUUGGCAAUUAUAUAGAGGAAAGCGUAAUUACUCAAGCUAAUUACUAUUUACGUUAUUGCUGUGCUAAUGCAAAAAUUUCUGCUGAAAGCAAAGUUGAUACUCUCUCUUUAGAAUUGGAAGAGUUCAUCGAUGUUGUCCUUAGUGGAGUUCCAGAUUAUUUCAAGUAUUUAGUUGGUGAGAAAACGUUAAGAGAUGUUGCGAAUUUGUUUGUUGCUUCGUUACAAGUACAGAAGAUUAAUCAAGAUUUGGUGAUGCAAAUAUUUGAGAUUGUUUGUAUGAAGUUGAUGGAUGGGAGUAAGCAGUUAUCGCCUAUUUCCGCUUAAUGAUAAGUUUAACUAAUGUUAUGGCUUUAAAUUAUUUAUGCAGUUGAUGUAACAUGAAAUAGAUUUUAUUGCGUAUGAAAA